AUGAUUUUUGAUCCAUCAACGACCCCCCAACUCAAACCAUGGCUGGUCAGAACCCUAGAGCCCAUAUGUGAUGCAGAACCGGGCGCGUUGGCAGACUAUAUAUUGGCGUUACUAAAGCACAAUGUCGCUGAAAGUGAAAUGCGAAAGGAACUAUCAGUCCAACUGGAGGAGUUCCUCGAAAAAGAAUGCCCUUCAUUUAUCGAUACAUUAUUCACCGUUCUCAGAACUAAAUCAUAUCUUCCUUAUGCUACCACGUCAACCCCAAUAUUCCCGACUACCACACCCAGCGUCGACAACGGAAUCCCCAUACCGUUGGAUGGUCUGAUUUCGCCCUCUAUACCGACACAAUCCGAACGAACACGAAAACGAAGCAUGGAACACGAUGAACACGACGGGCGACCACCCUCUAAAGGCCCAAGGCUGAGUGGGGACGGCCAAUCACGCUACAUGAAUGGUAGAGGGGACGGGCGUGGUUGGCAGGGCAGAGGGGAUGGGCCGGUAAAUGAAGGGCACAUUGGGACAGGGAUGAUGGGCAUGGGCAUGGAUAUGGACGGAGCUGGAGGCAUGGCGUACAUGAACGGACGUCGCUCUCAAGCGUAUCGACCUCCCGAUCUGCGGCGGGGCGUAUGCAGAGACUAUCACAACAACGGAUAUUGCGCGAGAGGCGCACUCUGCAAAUAUAGCCAUGGUGACGAUGCUGUCGUUCCGGGUCAAUUUUUUCCGAUGAAUGGCGGACCCAUGGCAGGAAUGCCAUUUAUGCCUAUGUUUCCCGGUAUGCAGUUUGACAUGGGUGGAGGUACAUAUGACCCCAAUCAAGCCCGUAUGGAUAUGCGGCCGCCAGUGAACGGUAGUCGACAUAUGCGCGCACCGCUGCUUCCUCGGAUACAACAAGAAGAUGGGAAGGUUGUGCAUCCAGUGCAGGCCACAGGCGAAUUACCCGUCAUCCAAGACCUCACUCCUCAAAUUCCCCAAACCGAGUCGACAACAACACCCACUGAGUCAGAUAAUGCACCGCGGCCAAUACAGUCUCAUGCUCCUCCCUUCCGCCAGAACGGCACUCCCGAUACCUUCGCGCACGUUAAUGGCGAAUAUUCACAACCUCAAUUUCUCGACAUGUCGAAUUCUGCCAUGGAAGUUGACGUAGGUCCUUCGAUGCCAGCCCGAGGGAACGGUUUCCGUGGACGAGGUUAUGUGGGCAGAGGGCGAGGCGGGGUAUUCGGUGGCGAGGUUCACAAUUUCCAGAGACCAGAGCGAAGGAAAGAUAAAACACUGGUUGUCGAAAAAAUACCAGCUGAUCAGCUUACCCUCGACCAAGUCAAUGGAUGGUUCAAGCAAUUCGGCACUGUGACAAAUGUUGCUGUUGAUGUCUCGGGAGGCAAGGCUCUCGUCAGCUUCUCCACUCAUGAAGAGGCACAUGCCGCUUGGAAGGCAGAGGAAGCUGUCUUCGGUAACCGAUUCGUGAAAGUGUUUUGGCAUCGACCGAUGGAGGGACAGGGACAGGUUGGAACACGCAUGUUGGCGGCGUCCGCUCACUUGGUUACGAAUACACCUCACAAACCACCCGCGCCGGCGCAAGCUCCCGCCACCCCUACACCAGUUGCUUCUACUUCCAGAAAAUCAUCUACCACCAGCGCACUGGCAGCCAAACAACAGCUGUUGGAGCGGCAAAUAGCAGAGCAAAAAUCCUUGAUGGCUUCGCUUGCCUCCGCGUCCGCAGAAGAAAAGAAGACGAUAAUGACUCGUCUGCGAAAACUAGGCGAGGAAAUGUCCUCGAAGCCCGCUGCCUCCCUUGCACCUCCCAAACCCCCGACCACCGCGCCCGAAGAUCUGGAGAAAGAACGACUCGAUAAGGAGCUCGAAGCGCUGAACUCUGGGCCACCAGGUACCAGCAGUGAGACAACGGAGGACCUUAAGGCCAAAUUAGAACAGCUCAAAGCUGAGGCAGCUAGUUUGGGCAUCUCAGAACAUGGCAACCACCCGCCUUCAUAUGGCGGCUAUAGGCCAUAUCGUGGUCGUGGCCGGGGAGCUCCAAGAAGCUACUACCGCGGUGCCAUCCGUGGCGGUGGUCCUCGUACGAAUCUCAAACUCGAUAAUAGGCCUAAAAAGUUGCUAGUCAAAGGUGUCACAGAGCGCGAUUUACAAGCAGUGCGUGACUGGUAUGAGACGACCGGGCAACUUGAAUCUGCCGAAAUAUCGGAAAGUGGUGAUGUUACUGUCAGUUUCCGAAGCCGAGCCGCUGCAGAACAGGGGCUGGCAAAGGGAACGAAGAUACCGACAAUACCAGAUCCCAUCCAGAUUUCUUGGUAUACGUUGCCCACGACGAAAGCCACAGCUCCUUCAUCAGAUCAAAAGGAUGAUGAGCGUGCACAUUCACCUGAGCCAAGCAGUCUGACAUCCCUUCAUCUUCCAGAAGAAGAGGAAGUCGUUGCCAGUGGAUGGGGUGGUGGCGACGAUGGCAUGGGCAUGCUGUAA
Molecule: messenger RNA, 2472 nt
Organism: Pleurotus ostreatus (oyster mushroom)
Lineage: Eukaryota; Fungi; Basidiomycota; Agaricomycetes; Agaricales; Pleurotaceae
Exons: 7
Coding region: 1-2472 (823 amino acids)
Biological process (GO): mRNA processing
Cellular component (GO): nucleus
Molecular function (GO): RNA binding; metal ion binding
Source: RefSeq, a predicted model, not a curated record